Messenger RNA from Aphidius gifuensis, 1699 nucleotides. RefSeq names its product protein AAR2 homolog. The record is from RefSeq and is a predicted model, not a curated record. The coding region runs from base 214 to 1353 and encodes 379 amino acids. The transcript is spliced from 5 exons. Lineage: Eukaryota; Metazoa; Arthropoda; Insecta; Hymenoptera; Braconidae. Gene Ontology annotation, biological process: spliceosomal tri-snRNP complex assembly.
UUUAUUAUUUAUAGAUGCACAAAAUGCACAUUGCACUUUUGCAUACUGUCAUAAUAUAUAGAUAAAUAAAUAACUCUAUAGUAUGUACAUAUAAUUAUUUCUUUUUAUAAAAUAUAUUUAAAAAAUUUUAUAACAAAAAAUUUACUAAGAGUUUUACUAGCCAUUUGGUCAACUAAAUAAGUGAAUUUUUAAUAAUUAAAUUUAUUUUAAAAAAUGACGUCAAAUACAUCAUUGGAUAUGGAUCAAGAUCUUGCAAAAUUUCUUCUGGAUCAUGGCGCCACGUUAAUUGUUACUGAUGUUCCAAUUGGCACAGAUUUUGGUAUUGAUCUUAAAUCAUGGAAUACUGGACAAAAAUUUAAAGGAAUGAAAAUGAUACCACCUGGUUUUCACUUUAUUCAUUACAGCGUUGUUAAUGAAUUUGGUGAAUUAGCUCCUCGAGUUGGUUGGUUUCAUACAUUUAAAGAAAAAGAAUUUGUCAUAAAAAAAUGGGAUGUUGAAGCUGAAGAUAUGAGUACAGAAGCUAUUAGUGAAGAAGAAGCUGGAAGAUUUAGAGAUAAUCUACGAGAUUUAGACAAACAUCUUGGUCCUUAUCCUUAUGAUACUUGGAAACUGUGGAAAGAACUUACUAGUAAAAUAAAUGAUGAUUUAAUUGAAAGAUGUCAGCCAUUGUGUGGUCGUGUUAGAUCAGCACUUGAACUUGUUGGUUGCAAUGAUUUAUCAAGACCAAGAGGUAGUGAAUCAAUGGAAUCAAAACGUAAAACUGGAUUGACUGUUGAAGCACAAGAAGAACUUUUGUUGCCAAAUUUAAAGCCGAAAUUUGGUACUGAAUUGAGACUAACUAAAUUACCAGAAAAAAAUUAUCCAGAUAAUGCAGCACCAAAUGAAAUAACACAGUAUUCAUUGGACACAAGUUAUGCAUUAACUACACUUUUCAAAAAUUUUAAACAACCACUUGAAAUUAUUGGAGAACUGCAAUUAUCAUUUGUUUGUUUUUUAGUUGGACAAAGUUUAGAUUCAUUUGAUCAUUGGAAAAAACUUGUUGCACUAAUUUGUGGUGCUGAUCAAGCAAUAUCACAAUAUCAAACAAUUUAUAUUGAAUUUUUAAAAACAUUUGAAGUACAAUUAUCACAUGUACCACAAGAUAUACUAUGUGAUAUUGUUGCUAACAAAAAUUUUGUAUAUCAUAAUUUAAGAAUAUUAUUUGCAAGUAUUGAAAGUAAUUCUGAGCUAAUUGAAAGACUGAAAAAUGAAUCAUUUAAAAUAAGAACAAGAUUAUCUAAAAAAUUUUUAUGGGAUUUUGAUAAUUUAAUGGAAGAAGAUGAAGAUGAUGCACCAGUUAUUGUUGAUACUUAAUAAUUACUUAACAUAUUUUAAUAAAUAUAAAUUAUCUAACAAAAUAAAGAAAAAAAAAAAAACAUUUUUUUUAAUUUAUCCAAAUUUAAAAAUCAAUAUAAAUUCAAUUUUCUUUACAAAAAUAUUAUACUAUUUAUUUUAAUAAUUUAUCUAAAAUAUAAUUUACAAAUAUUUUUAUGUUUUUUUAAUAAUAAACAAUUAUUUUAUUCAUAUUUCGAAAAAUUACAUUUUUUUUUUCAUGGAAAAAUCGAAAAAUCAACAUUUUUUUUGUAUGCAAUUUGUUGUUUAUGAUUAUUAGUUAGUCAUAUAUUUGAUUGAGCAAUAAAAUUUAUAAAAUUUUCAUAAA